GACAUAGGAGGGGAAAAACGUUUGCGAGAAAUGAAUGAACGCCCAUGCCCACAGAUGGAGUGAGCGAACUGUCGUCAAAGCGUGGCAACGUGCAGUUAGACGUGUACUACUAUCGUAUAUAAGCGAACGGAGCACUGAACAUUGCUCAGAACGGCAUUUUAGGAAUUGUAGAAAACUUGAAAGAUAUACGCUUCAUUUACGUCCGAUUUGGAAUUAAGGUUAAAAACCAACCAUUCUUACAACGUAGGCUACUACGCUGUGUGAAAGUCUAGCAAAGAGAAAUCCAUUUGUGUGUAACGAUCAUCCAUCGUUGUGCAUCGUGUAUCGAAGAUGGAGAAGAUAGAAGACAGCGACAGGAAGAAGAAGCAGGUGACUUGCUAUCUCCUGUUCUCUGUAGCCACUGCGGUUAUUGGCUCCCUUCAGUUUGGCUACAACACUGGAGUCAUCAAUGCUCCUGAACAGAGACUAAAAGAAUUCUUCAACCAGACCUGGAUAGACAGGUAUAGCGAACCCAUUGACGCAAACAUCUGCACCUUUGUCUGGAGCUUUGCUGUGGCUGUCUUCAGCGUCGGAGGAAUGAUUGGCUCAUUCUGCGUAGGCUUCAUCGCCAACAAAUUUGGGAGGCGUAAGUCCAUGCUGAUGGCAAACAUCUUGGCCCUGCUGGGGGGCGCUCUGAUGGGCCUCUCCACUGUGUGCUCCUCCUUUGAGAUGGUGAUCGCUGGCCGGUUCGUCAUUGGCCUCUUCUGUGGUCUGUGCACUGGCCUGACGCCCAUGUAUCUGGGAGAGCUGGCGCCCACUGCCCUGCGGGGAGCCUUCGGCACUCUCCACCAGCUGGGCGUGGUGGUGGGCAUCCUGGUGGCACAGAUCUUCGGUUUGGAGUCUCUGCUCGGCUCGGCCUCUCUGUGGCCCCUGCUGCUGGCCCUGACUGCCCUUCCAGCUGUACUCCAGAGCGUACUGCUGGUGUUCUGCCCGGAGAGCCCGCGCUACCUUCUCAUUACCCUGAACCAAGAGGAUGAGGCCCAGAAAGCCUUGCAGCGGCUGCGUGGGUGUGAGGAUGUGAGCGAUGACAUUCAGGAGAUGAAGGAGGAGGGGAUGAAGAUGGCAAUGGAGAAGAAGGUCACCAUCCCCGAGCUGUUCCGCAUCCCGGCCUACAGACAGCCCAUCAUCAUCGCCAUCGUCCUGCAGCUCUCCCAGCAGCUCUCGGGGAUCAACGCGGUAUUCUAUUACUCAACGGGUAUAUUUAAGGACGCAGGUGUAACCCAGCCCAUCUACGCCACAAUUGGAGCUGGAGCCGUGAAUACAGUCUUUACAGUCGUAUCUCUCUUCCUGGUGGAGAGGGCGGGACGAAGGACGCUACACCUCAUUGGAUUGGGCGGAAUGGCCAUCAGCGCCCUGAUCAUGACGAUUUCCCUCCUGUUGGCGGCCAAGUAUCCGGCGAUGACCUACCUCGCCAUAGCAGGAGUGUUUGCGUUCGUGGCCAUGUUUGAAAUGGGCCCCGGGCCCAUCCCCUGGUUCAUCGUGGCUGAACUCUUCGCCCAGGGCCCACGCCCCAGUGCCAUGGCAGUCUCCGGCUGCUCCAACUGGACUGCCAACUUCAUUGUGGGCCUCAGCUUCCCCAAGCUGCUGGACUUGUGCGGACCCUACGUCUUCAUCAUCUUCUUUGUCUUCCUCGUCAUAUUCUUCAUCUUCACCUACUUCCGGGUUCCUGAGACGAAGGGCAGGACGUUUGAAGACAUCGCUCGCAGCUUUGCCGGCUCAGCUCCCAGUCCCGGCCUCGCUCCUCCUUCGGAUGGGAUCUCGCUGCCCGUCUCGCCCACCACCGAGAAAGCGCCCAUGGUGGAUUUCUGAGCGAACGGGCCUGGCUCCAAUGCAUAGGCGGUGCAUGGGCGUCAAACCAUGAGCUUGGUGUAGGCAAAUCCAGAGUUUACUGUAUGAAAGGCUUGCACAUAAACACACGUAGAAUGUAUGUAUGUCGGUGGUAGCUUUGAUAAAAUAUAGAACAUACAGGGUAAAGGUUUGGAUGUAUUGGUAUUGUAACGUUAAAUGCAUUGUGGCUGAGGUAAUGCAUGGUUUGCGCUCUUGUGCUCUUUUUGAGUGUCAAUUCUUUGAUUAUUCUUUCUAUUUUUAAAGUUCUUGAGGGAUUUUUUCUUUUUCAAGUAUUAAACUAUCAGUUGUCUUCUAAAGGAACGGCCUCCACAGUGUUACCAUGUUAAUGGCCAUUUGCACCGAAAAAUCUAAAACCAUUUCAUCCGGUUAUUGACAGUAGCAUUGUGACCAUUUUACUGUUUUCGGAAAAAAACUAUUUCCUAUGAAAAUGAUAUGCUUUUUAUCUCUGCUAUAAUAAUCAUCAACUCAUUUUUUAAAAUCUCUGACCUUACUUUACUUUACCUUUUAAUCUUGUCAUUUUAUACAUAGAAAUAGCCAUUUCUCUUUGAAGUGACUGUAAAGUGAAUGCAGCAUUUCAAGUUCAGGCAAAACCAAUAACAUGACCAACGCUUGUGGUAUUUCUUUUGCACCAUUCAUUGGUUGUGUUAUUACUUUAUGUAUGCCAAAAAGGUUUUGCACAUGCUAUAGAUCUUAGUAAAUCAGGCCUUGAGGCUUCUGUCUGCUUUUACAAAAUUUGUAAAUAGAAAAAUAAGACAAUUUUCUUUUGACACGAGGAAUGCUAUUUCAAAGGAUGAGAUCUGAAGGUCUGACAGCAUGUCCAUUCUGUAUGGGUAUUCGCUGUAUGCUCAUCUCAGUGUUAAAUGCAUCUCUAAAAACACUGAACGGUUUCUGUCCCACCAAAUAUUUUGAUGUUGGCUAGAUGUUGAAUCAGCAGUCAUGGAGGUCGAAGUGGGGCAGAAAUGAAAGUUUAUUAUUUUUUUUACGUCAGUAAUUCCAUGAGUAAAAAACACUGAUGUAGAAAAGUGGUUGUGUCAUGACUCGACAUUGAUCAGCCUGUGUUUUGUCUUUAUCAAUCAGUGAAAAAUAGUUACACAAUUCUCUGACUGUGGAAACUUGUAUUUGUUGCCACAUGAAAUGUUACACAGAUAAAUAUUUUACUGUAAGACACCGAUAUUCUUUUUAUUAACAGUUUAUGUGUGUGAAAUAAGUAACUUUAUUCACUCUUGCCUUUUGAGACUUUUCAUGUCUUGAUAGCACUUUCCCGUUAUGUUGGCCCAGAAUAACAUUAGAACUACUGUUACUAUGAUACGUUCUCUGUAAAUGGACUACAUUUACACAUACGUAUUGUAAAAAUACAUUCCCUGUAUGUCAUCAUUCUGUAAUAAUGCAGAAAUCUGUGUUAUUUUAUAUUGUUGGGGUAAUGUUUUGUAAUAUGUAUAUUUUGAAAGCCAUGAGUAUGAUGAUACGUGUUUAUUUAUUGUUUAUUGUGAAAUAUGAAAGGUCACAUGUACGAGGAGAUGAUUAGCACGGUGUUGAUGUCAUGUUUCCAAAAAUGGUCAAUAUCCAAUAUUCCAGAACAAAAAGCAUAAAUCAUUUAAGGUAAUAUUAACUGCAUCUCUCAUAGUAUUUCACCAAGCUGUUCAUUGUAUUUAAUGCCAGUUAAUGUUGUGUUGUGUGUUUUUUUGUGUGCGAAGUUAUACAUUUUAAAAAUAACAUUGCUAAAAAAAACCUGGAACUAAAGUCCUCAAGUGGAAAUAAAACCUUAUUUAUUUUUUUAA
Messenger RNA from Conger conger (European conger), 3665 nucleotides. RefSeq names its product solute carrier family 2 member 3b (gene slc2a3b). Gene Ontology annotation, biological process: monosaccharide transmembrane transport; response to insulin. Gene Ontology annotation, molecular function: hexose transmembrane transporter activity. Bases 331 to 1848 code for a protein of 505 amino acids. Gene Ontology annotation, cellular component: apical plasma membrane; basolateral plasma membrane. Lineage: Eukaryota; Metazoa; Chordata; Actinopteri; Anguilliformes; Congridae. The transcript is spliced from 11 exons. The record is from RefSeq and is a predicted model, not a curated record.